Messenger RNA from Megalops cyprinoides (Indo-Pacific tarpon), 1800 nucleotides. RefSeq names its product potassium inwardly rectifying channel subfamily J member 11 (gene kcnj11). The record is from RefSeq and is a predicted model, not a curated record. Gene Ontology annotation, molecular function: ATP-activated inward rectifier potassium channel activity. The transcript has a single exon. Lineage: Eukaryota; Metazoa; Chordata; Actinopteri; Elopiformes; Megalopidae. Gene Ontology annotation, cellular component: plasma membrane. The coding region runs from base 646 to 1800 and encodes 384 amino acids. Gene Ontology annotation, biological process: potassium ion import across plasma membrane; regulation of monoatomic ion transmembrane transport.
GUUUAUACUCUGCGAAAAAUAGCCAUAUUUCAAUUUCGCAUUAUCGAACUUCUUCAAAGGAUAUUUCAGAUUGUAAACAGGGGCGCACUGACAUCUGUCGGAAGCCAUGCCAGUCGUGAACGCCUUCUCAGAUAGCGCAGCCACGACGGUCCCUCACCCCGCUACUUUCCAUUCGCGCAGUUCUGCAGUCGUCUGGGGUUUCCGUUCUACUGCAGGCAUUUCGGCUGAACACACGUGUCUCCGGCGGGGCUGCAAAGAAGAAAAUUUUCUCGCUCCAUAAGUAAGGGCUAGCUCAUUUCUGCCACCGGGUCCAACUGCAAUAAGCCAGUGAGUUCCAGACGACUGCUUAUCCGGUUGCAAGUGACGGGCAACGACAGCUGAACUGAAAGUAGAGUCUUCUUUUGGGAAUUCUGCGGCGGCGGAGCGCCUGAUCCGGCAACGCGAGCAACGAACAUAGUUUUAGAAAACAGAUGACAGCGCUGAUCUCCUGUCAGCUGUCACUGGAGUAAAUGCCGCCGCGGGUGAAUUGCCUUCUUUCAGGAAACGCAUGAAGGGCUGUCCCGUGUUUUAUAAAGUGGAUCUCAUGGCACAGAGGUAAUCUGCGUCCACCGAUGAAAGCGGUCUUGUGUGUAGUAUGGGAGCGCUAUGUUGUCCAGAAAGGGACUUAUUCCUGAAGAUUAUGUGCUGACACGUUUGGCGGAGAAUGUUCUGCAACCCAAGUACAAAACCAAACAGAGAAAAGCUCGCUUCGUGGCCAAAAACGGGACCUGCAAUGUGGCCCAUACGAACAUUAGAGAGCAAGGACGUUUUCUGCAAGAUGUAUUCACCACCCUCGUCGAUUUAAAAUGGGUUCACACGCUUAUAAUAUUUACGAUGUCUUUUCUAUGCAGUUGGUUGCUGUUUGGUAUGGUAUGGUGGCUUGUAGCUUUCGCGCACGGGGACCUGGACCAGAAAGGAGACGACUUUGUCCCGUGCGUAACGAGCAUUCACUCCUUCUCCUCGGCGUUUUUGUUUUCAAUCGAGGUACAAGUGACUAUCGGUUUCGGCGGGCGCAUGAUUACAGAGGAGUGUAUCUCCGCCAUCAUCAUACUGAUCAUUCAGAACAUCGUCGGUCUGGUCAUCAACGCAAUCAUGCUGGGCUGCAUCUUCAUGAAGACAGCUCAGGCAAACCGCCGCGCAGAGACGCUUAUUUUCAGUAAGUACGCAGUCAUCGCCGUCAGAAAUGGCAAACUGUGUUUCAUGAUCCGCAUUGGGGACCUUCGGAAGAGCAUGAUUAUCAGCGCGACGGUCAGAAUGCAGGUGGUGAGGAGGACGACUACGCACGAGGGGGAGGUGAUGCCCCUCGACCAAAUAGACAUUCAGAUGGACAAUCCAGUUGGGACGAAUGGCAUCUUUCUAGUGUCCCCUCUCAUCAUAUGUCACGUCAUUGACAAAAACAGCCCUCUUUACGAGCUGUCCGCCGAUGACUUGCAGCACGAAGACAUAGAAAUUAUUGUUGUGUUGGAGGGGGUGGUCGAAACUACUGGCAUCACUACACAGGCCCGAACGUCUUACCUGUCGGAAGAGAUACUGUGGGGGCAUCGUUUUGUUUCCACUGUUUCCGAAGAGGAGGGAAUGUACGCCGUGGAUUACUCCAAAUUCGGCAACACGGUGAAAGUGCCAACUCCAAGUUGUAGCGCUAAGAAACUGGAUGAGGAUGGUGGUUUGGCGCGAUUCAAACUUCAAGACUCCUCGCCGAGCGGGUCGGUGAGAAGACGGCACCCUUCUUUACGCAUAAAGCAGCUCAGCACAUGUCAGUGA